This is a messenger RNA of Fonsecaea multimorphosa CBS 102226, 951 nucleotides long. RefSeq lists its product as uncharacterized. The record is from RefSeq and is a predicted model, not a curated record. The coding region runs from base 1 to 951 and encodes 316 amino acids. Lineage: Eukaryota; Fungi; Ascomycota; Eurotiomycetes; Chaetothyriales; Herpotrichiellaceae. The transcript is spliced from 2 exons.
AUGCGGCAAGGGGAACAUGUCUCAACGUUCCUCACGUUCAUCGACGCUGGCCCAUUAGAAGAGGCCCGGGCGCAGCAGAUGCGGAGAGAGAUCAGGUCGCAUGUUGCCCGUGUUGUUGUAUCGCGCCAUUUGUCGUCCCGCCCAACUCAACAGCCAUCGCACAAAAAGCGCCGCCAGGCAAAUCCCUCCUGGAAUCUUCGCGUCGGUCCACGCGCCCGCCCGGCCACGAGCCCCAAGGAACAACCUGAAGAGCCAGUGCUUAUAGAAGAAAGACCGCCGACUCCACCGCCUGCCCGGGCUGCAACGAGCAAUAUUCGGCUCCUGACUGCACCCUCUGCCGCGAGCAUGAUCCCAGCCUCAAAGAGCCCGAUUUACCAUCAUCCUCUUGUUCCCGCAGCGCUGGAUAAUUACCUAAAGCACCUCGCCGUGGCCGUGCCUGAGCUCGAUGGCGAGAGCCAGUCGGCACUUCUGCCGACCCUCUGGUUCCCCAUGGUUCUCAGCUCGCCAAUCGUCUUCCAAGUCAUUGUGUUGUUCUCGGCGUCUCAUUAUGCGGCGAGGCAGAAUGAUACGACGUUGGCUGAGACGCUACUGCGGUUCAAGCAAUGUGCCAUUUCCGGCAUUACACAGGCCCUUUCUCCAGCGUCCAAAGGUAUGGCGCUGCGGGACGAGAUUAUCGCCGCUGUCGCCAAAAUGGCGAGCUACGAAGCCAUCUUCGGGGACGAGAGCGCGUACCACUGUCACAUGGAAGCCGUGGAAAAGAUGUUGGAAGGAAGAGGUGGACUGGCUGCUCUGGGGCUGGAAGGCUUCCUGUCACGGCUGCUGGUAUUCAUUGAUACCAACUCGGCAUUUCUCCUCAACACCCCGUUGCAUCUGAGUGGUUCGUCCCUACCAAAACCGGCAAAUCAGUUCAUUGUGCCGCCGAACCCCAGCCGCUUCAUCGGUGAGGUCUAG